This is a messenger RNA of Brassica oleracea var. oleracea, 1396 nucleotides long. Its product is annotated as protein tesmin/TSO1-like CXC 8. The record is from RefSeq and is a predicted model, not a curated record. The coding region runs from base 179 to 1207 and encodes 342 amino acids. Gene Ontology annotation, biological process: regulation of DNA-templated transcription. Gene Ontology annotation, cellular component: nucleus. The transcript has 7 exons. Lineage: Eukaryota; Viridiplantae; Streptophyta; Magnoliopsida; Brassicales; Brassicaceae.
UCGUUCCGGUUAGGAUCCAGCGCAAUCUAUCCGUCAGCUCUGAGGAUUCUCUCGCCGAUCACGCUCAAAUCGUCACACCCCAAAAUCGAUUGAUUAACUUCGCCGCCGCGUCAGAGAAGAGCCCUAGAGAGAGCUCGUUUUCACCAAACUAGAGUUAUCUCCGACUCGCCUCCCUCCGAUGACCUCUCGCGGAGAGAGGGAAGGUAACAACACAGAUCAGGAAGGCGUUACAGGGAGGAAGCAGAAAGGAUGUCGCUGCAGGCAGUCUAAAUGCUUAAAGCUGUACUGUGACUGCUUUGCGUCUGGAGUGUUAUGUAACGACUGUGAUUGUGCUGAUUGCCAUAACAACGCUGACAACUCUUAUGCAAGAGAAGCAGCUGUUUUGAAUUUACUAGAUCGUAAUCCAAAUGCAUUCAAAGGAAAGCCUCCCAGCUUUUCAAUUGACAAGCAGGCUGCAACUGAUACUAAACUCGGACUGCUUUCGAGAGGAUGCAAAUGCAAAAGAACCAAGUGCCUGAAGAAGUACUGCGAAUGCUUUCAGGCUAAUGCUCUGUGCUCUGGCAACUGUAAAUGCAUCAACUGCGAGAAUGUCAGUGCUCUAGGAGCUACUAACAGACACAACGUCGGCUUUAAUACUCCUGAUAAUUUGAUUUGUGCUCCUCAGAGUUCCCUACAGGUAUACCGGAGGAGAAGAUACAGAGAGUUGUUACCUGAGUGGAAUUCGUGUCCAGCUCCUUUAAGUUCGAUGCCUGACAAUUACAUUCUUGAUUCUCUCGAGUACCCUAUGUACAGCUCUCCUAAACUCCCUUACAGAAAGAAAAGGUCACGGCUAGGAUGUAACACUCCCAAACUUGUUCCAGACUUGGGGGAUCUAAGAUCGCUUCUCUUAGCAGCAUCUGAAUCUGCUACAGCCAAUGCAGGUUUACAAGACAAGAACAGGAUAUGUAUAAAGCCUGAUGAUAAGGAGCUAUGGAAUGAGUCUGAGAGCGGUAUUGUGGAAGAAGAAGAUAUACAAUCCUGUGGAAGAUUGAUCCAACUGAUUGAUGCUCAAUACAACGACGAGGUGAAUUCCCAAACCAAGACAAGUUCCCCUGAAAGAGAUGUAUACAUGGAGCAGGAAAGAGCAGUGCUUGAAACUUUCAGAGACUGCCUCCACAAGUACAUGAAGGUUGGAUUCAAGAAAGGUACUAACUACUACCACUUUUAGUUUCUAUUUUGUGACAAGCACAGAGACACAGAGUUGAACCGUUGAAUUAGAGAGACAAAUCAAGAAGUCUUAAACAUUAAACUCACAAAUCGAAACCACACAUUAAUAAUGGAACUACAAGAGCUAUCUCAUUCCCACAUAGCAACUUCCAUGAACCCAUCCUCAGUUGCACAUCCUCUGAACAUCCCA